Aphanomyces invadans is the source of this 1479-nucleotide messenger RNA. RefSeq lists its product as hypothetical. Gene Ontology annotation, cellular component: cytosol. Bases 1 to 1479 code for a protein of 492 amino acids. The record is from RefSeq and is a predicted model, not a curated record. The transcript is spliced from 11 exons. Lineage: Eukaryota; Oomycota; Saprolegniomycetes; Saprolegniales; Verrucalvaceae. Gene Ontology annotation, molecular function: L-glutamate dehydrogenase (NADP+) activity.
AUGCAAGGGUUAUUGCGCCACGCGGCGGUGCGGCGCUUUACGGAUUAUGCGCGACCGACGAACCUCAUGGCGGAUGUACAUGGGACGACUCAUGGCAAGAAGGCGUGGCGCAACAAACCACUGUUUCGUCGCGAAGGGGACAAGAAAUUCCGCACGGGGUCAGAGGCUGCUGACAUGCUGUAUGAGGAAGCUCACCGUCGUGACCCGUACCAAACCGAGUUUCUCACGGCGGUUCAGAGUUUCACAGAGUCGGUCGUGCCGGUGUUUGAUCGAUACCCCAAGUACGCUUGGGUCAUGAAGCAACUCAUGGAGCCGGAGCGCGUCAUUCAGUUUCGCGUGCCAUGGGUAGAUGACUUGGGCAGUCGCCGCGUCAACCGUGGUUUCCGCGUACAAUUCUCGAGCUGCUGUGGUCCUUAUGUUGGAGGGCUUCGCUUCCAUCCGGACACCCGCCACGGCACGGUUAAGUUCCUCGCGUUUGAGAACGUGUUCCGCAAUGCCGUGUACGGUCCGUUGGGCGGCGCAGCUGGCGGCGCCGAUUUCAAUCCCCUGGAUAAGUCCGAGGCCGAAAUCAUGCGAUUCUGCCAGUCAUUUACGACCGAAUUGGCCAACUAUAUUGGGCCUACCACGGACAUCCCAACAGCCGGUGUCAACGUCGGUCCGCGCGAGCUCGGGUACAUGUUUGGUCAGUACAAGCGACUUCGCCAACUGCACGCACUCGGGGUCGACGGAGUGCUGGGCGGCAGUGAGUACUUUCCACACGUACCAGGACACGGUGUGGCGUAUAUGACCAAGCUCAUGGUGGAAGCGAACGGCCAAAGUCUGGUUGGAAAGCGGUGCUUGAUUUCUGGGUCGGGCACUGUCGCACUCAACACGGCCGAAAAGCUGCUGGACCUGGGAGCCAUCCCGAUUGGGUUCAGCGACGUGUGGGGUCACGUCGUGGAGCCUGCCGGAUUUACGCGAGAGCAACUCCACCGCCUCAAGCAAAUCAAGUCGGAACACAAGGCUCACUUGGGUGGGUACAUCAUGACGUCCACAAGUGCCACGUACUGCCCCAUCGAGGACGGCAGUUUGUGGGACGUCCCGUGCGACUAUGCAUUUCCCUGCGCCAUGCAGCACGACAUUGACGUGGAUAAAGCCAAACAACUCGUCAAGAACGGAUGCAAAGGGUUCUUUGAAGGCGCACAUUUGCCCAUCAACCAAGAGGCGAUCAAGUUUAUUCAGCAAAGCAACGCCAUUUACGGACCAUGCAAAGCAACGAACGGCGCAGCGCUAGCGCUCCUGACCCGAACGUCUGGCUUGAGUACACUGCGUCCAGGCGAUAUCGAUCGCAUCAUUCAAGAAUGCAUGAACGACGUGUUUAUAUCCAUUUCGACGACCGCGACCGAGUUCAGCCUCGCGCCAGGCGACUACCAUGCUGCCACCAACAUCACGGGCUUCCUCAAGGUCGCCCAAGCCAUGUUUCGCCAAGGCGCGGUGUAA